Messenger RNA from Solanum pennellii, 1728 nucleotides. RefSeq lists its product as uncharacterized. The transcript has 4 exons. The coding region runs from base 1121 to 1492 and encodes 123 amino acids. The record is from RefSeq and is a predicted model, not a curated record. Lineage: Eukaryota; Viridiplantae; Streptophyta; Magnoliopsida; Solanales; Solanaceae.
UUCAAUAAUUUCUCUCAACUAUGCAUAUUGAGACAUUGCUAAUUUCAUUGCACAAAUUGCUACAAAAUAAAAUAUGAACCUUGAAAUCAUCGGAAGAAGAAUCAAUACAUUUUUCAGAUUACGUUAUGAUACUAAAAGUCAAUUCCUUUUGUAAUUAGAGCAUCUAUUUUUUUGUGUGAAUUUUUACUCUGUUUGGCUGAUUCAUGUAGUUUUCUGUGUUAUCCAUUGAAUUUUUUUUCCAAUUUUUGGUGUUUGUUUGUGGAGAACUGGCCCUCUUUGCUAUGAUUUUUAGUUUGUGGUUUUAUGAGGAAAAAAUGAAAUGGGAAGUUAUGCACAUAACCUGUUUGAUGAAAUGUCUUAUUCGAGUUGGAUCACUCUAUAAUGCUAUCAAUAAUUGUACUAAUCCAAUCGCAUAUGUUUUUCUCCUAUCAAAAGGAAAGAAAUAGCGGAAAUAUAUGUUCGAGCUCCUAAUCCUAGCUUUAUAGUCUUAUAAACGUCAGAAUUUGCAUCGAUUUGUAUCUAUUCAGCAAUCACCCCGCUAGUUUCUUUGAUCCCACUCAGUCUAUCUUAUAGUUUUAUCCAUCCAGAAAAUUGUUGGCCUACGAAUGUGGUUACAAUCCUUCUAGUUUUUUUAUAACAAUGGUGUUUGGGCCAGCUAUCACACACCUCGAUUGAUUCGAUGAAUACACCUCCCACCAGCAAUAAGUACCAAGUAACUUUGUCUACCAAUGCUAGGACAGAUGGGAAGAAAUCACCUAGUGUUUUUGUCUUUGUUGGAAUAUAAACUUGAGACCUCAUGGUUCUCAACCCACUUUGUUGACUACUAGGCGAUAGUCCUUGAGUGUGAACCUUCUUAGCGGAUUUGGUUAUGGUCCUUAUGGAAAAAAGCUUGUUCUUUAAUCAGACUCAUACACUUUUGUCUCGUUAUUUGUUGUGUUGAGUCUUCUUGGUUUGGUAGGUCGCAUUCAAUAAAACUUCUUUUGGACUCCUGAUGAGAUCAAAUUUUCCCAAUCCUAAUGAAGGUGGGGAAGUGAGCAAGUCAUGUUCAGUCUAACAUUCAUGUAGCUACUAGCUUCUUUUUUUGUUGAAGGUAUUUCCGUGGUGAGCGGAUCAAUACAAAAUGUGGCGGCUGUAUGAAGGUUGGAACGACAUUUUGAAGAUCCAAAAGUUCCGGAGAAUUGUGUCCUAUACUGGAUUCUAUUGCUUCGUUACAGUCAUCACAUAUGCUUACACCAACAACACUACUAGAGCAGGGUACUCGAGAGCUGACCAAUUCUAUGCUUCUUAUCCAGCUGGAACAGAGAUCCUUACUGACACAGCUAAGUUAUAUAAAGCAGCGUUGGGGAAUGUCUUUGAAGUGGAAGAAUGGGGACCAGUCGAAUGGUCCGUCCUGGCUAAACAUUUUGAACGUCAAGGAAAAUCACCAUAUGCAUACCAUGCUCUAUACAUGGCACACCUCGCUUCUCAUGGUCAGCUAGAUGGAAGUGCCUAGCGGAAGGCUCCGUAGAAGCAAACCGAUGAUCUGACUCCUCUCAUCUGCAUCUUGAGCAGGUUUAAAUCUAAUUCAAGAAGCUGAAUUCGUUGAUAGAAAUCGAACCAAAUUGUUAUGUAACUUGUUGAACAUGUAUUAACCUAGCCUAGCUUAUCUCAUAUCAAUAUGAUAAGUUGUUAGGAGUGAUUAUAUUGAAUAAAUAGAUUCGUGUCCUCUCCUCUCCUUUGUUAUUCCUG